Molecule: messenger RNA, 918 nt
Organism: Acanthosepion pharaonis
Lineage: Eukaryota; Metazoa; Mollusca; Cephalopoda; Sepiida; Sepiidae
Source: the annotation of a GenBank genome assembly
AUGUUCAGAACGGCAUUGUUUUCGCCAGAAAAUAAUCAUCAGAGUUAUAGAGCUGAAUUUCAUUCUCAAGCAAAAGCGAAGAAUCUGAUCCACCAUGUCAAGACUUGUACCUGGUCCGAUGAUUCUGAAUCAUCUUGUUGCGACAUUGACGAAUGGUUACGUGACAAGUGGUACUUCCCCGACGGUAACAAGACCACAUUUUUGAGGAUUCGUCAACGCGUUAUGGUGACCCACGACGAAGCAAAUGGGAAGAUCAGAUACAGAUGUGUCGAGAAAUACGGAAACAUCUUUCUUAUCAGAAAAAAAGUUUACCGACCGAACAGAGAUGGCGUCAUCUGUUUAGGUUUCAGCUACACAUCGGAACAUGAUACUGAAAUGAAUCACUUGAUUCGAUACAACGGUCCUGGAGUUGGAAACCAUCUCCUCAGCCCUCAGCUGGUCAGACGCGAUGAAUCAGUGAGUAUUAACACCACCUGUGACCUUCUAUAUACUGAACAGAAAAGGCCAACUGCACGACUCACCCGAUCACCUCCUGGUUGCCGGAUUCCAACUGACAUUCGAGGGGAAUGGAGAUACACGCUGAAGAUUGCACGGCGCUUGAUUGUUGACGUGAAAUAUAUGAACCUUGUUCUUAUGGACAACAGUGUCGUCAAACUCGACUGUGAAAGCCGCGACGGAAACAUGUUUCUGUUGAGGGUAAAGAACUACGAUCCCGGUAAACACGAUGCACUGAUGUGUCUGAAAAUCGAACGGAUUGAUUUUGAUCCCCACUACACUUACAAAUUAUCUCGACUCAACAGUGGCAACGUGCUUCAUAACCAACUUCGCCUUUUGAAACCAAAUGAAGAAUUACAUCUGCACACCCACUGCGACUGGAUCGAAAGUCCAGGAAUUGCCGAAUAUCUUUACCCAUUCUGA